AAAAUUAAAUAAAUUAAGAGCCAUGGCAUUUCUUUCCUAUUACAUUGUGUUGCAGUUUUUGAUCUCGUCAAACGUUUUCGAUUGCAUUCAAGGUGCCGCAAUAAUCUGUGAAAAUGACAGUUUUAUCAAAAAGUCCAAUGAUUUUGGUGACAAAUUCGCCCAUAAUAUCUCACACAUUCACAUCUCCGUCGAGACGGAGACCAACGAAAAUGAAGUGAACAAAUUUCUUCAUAAAAUCCAAUGUACCCUGGAGAAGGCCAAGCCAUGGAUGGAUGAAUUGCAACAGGAAGCCAAGCGUUUGGAAGAAGCCGCCAAGUUGCUGGAACUUGGUAUUAUAAAUAGUUUUGGAGCAUUUAUUGAUAAAUUGACAGAGGAUGAACCGCAGAAGCCAUCGCAUACUGCUCUCAAUGCCACAGUAGCUGGCAAUGGGGAUAAUAGUUCCACAACAACAGCAGGUGAAUUAGCAAUAACAACAACAACCGAGGAGAUAUCCGAAUUUUUGUGCCCCGAAGGAUUUAUUGCCGAUCAUAAUGGUAUUUGUGAACGUAUUGAAUAAAUGCAACGAAACAUGUUAGAUAUAAAUAUAAGUU
Molecule: messenger RNA, 590 nt
Organism: Musca domestica (house fly)
Lineage: Eukaryota; Metazoa; Arthropoda; Insecta; Diptera; Muscidae
Exons: 1
Coding region: 23-556 (177 amino acids)
Source: RefSeq, a predicted model, not a curated record